Triticum aestivum (bread wheat) is the source of this 791-nucleotide messenger RNA. RefSeq lists its product as uncharacterized. NCBI's taxonomy places the organism in Eukaryota, Viridiplantae, Streptophyta, Magnoliopsida, Poales, Poaceae. The coding region runs from base 135 to 710 and encodes 191 amino acids. The transcript has 2 exons. The record is from RefSeq and is a predicted model, not a curated record.
UCGACUUCUUGACGAUUCCUCCGCCAGCCCACGGUCGGUCAGCUCCACACCCCGGAAGAUCGAACUUUUUGUGGUACGUGGUCAGCCUGUCUGCGUGCAAGACUAUUGAUAGACACUAUGUCAAUGUCAGCAAGAUGUUGUCAACGAGUGGUUUUGGGUGGGAUUGGAUCCAUAACAAGCUUAUGGUUGAUAGUGAGGACGUGUGGAGAAACUAUGUCAAGGCAAACAAAGAUGCAGCAUGCUACAGGCACAAGGUCAUAAAGUUUUGGGACUCUAUCAGCCUUGUCUUCUCGAAGGAUCAUGCCACCGGAACCGGAGUCAGAACUGCUGGUGAAAGUGCAGCGGAAAUGGCUGCAGAGAAUGUCAACAACAUCAACACUGAUUCUGCCGCAACAUCUUCAACCCAAACCGGCGAGGAACAGAAGAGGAAAAGAUAUCGAUCGGAUGACUCAAUUGCAUCUAUGCUUGGAGAGAAAUUGGAUAAUUUUACCAGUGCCUACAAAGCUGAUAUCGCUCAAGUUGCUCCUCCUGAGAAACCCUCCUCUCCUGAAGAAAUACUUGACGCUCUCAAUGCAAUUGUGGGACUGGAUGAUGAUGGCUUGCUAGCAGCUUAUGAUAUCCUCAUAGCAGAUGACCGCAAGUUCAAGGCUCUUAUGGCGCUGCCUGAAAGGAUGAAGAAGAAAUGGAUCCUCAAGCAAAUCAACCAAUGAAGGUAUGUUUCUUGUUCUGUGAUUAGUUACCAGCUAGCAAGCUCUACUGCAUUUUGUCCUUAGUUGUUUGUUAUAGUACAA